UCCCCAGUUCCUAGGGAAGCUGAUGGAGGAGGAUCGCUUGAGCCCAGGAGUUUGAGGUUUCAGUGAGCUACGAUGACCCCAUUGCACUCAACCAGAGCUACAGACUGAGACUCUUUCUCAAAAAAAAAAAAAAAGGAAAUUGAACUACCUUCCUCACUCCUCCCUCCAUAUUAAAAGAAAAAAAAAAAUGACCAUUGAGUAUAGAUUUGUUUUCAAAGAUAGGCCAUAACUACAGUGAGGGGUUCAGAGAAAAGCUUCCCUGCAAUUCCAUGAGUAUUUUCAAACUAGCAAGACUUAGCUGUAUAGCAUUAUAAUUCUUAGUUACCAAUUUUGAGAGCUAAAUGCUUUCUAAUUUAACAAGAUAAUACAAAUACAAGUUGUAUUGGAGCCAGCACUUGUAUACUCCUACCUUGUCUGAGAGACACUUGGUGCACUGCCUUGUAGAUAUUCCUACCACAACUAGUGGUUAAAUAUGCACUUUAUUUAGGUUAACACUUUCAGAAUCUGAAAUAUUUUUGAGACCAGAGUUAAUCCAGAGCAGAUUCAAUUUUUAACAACAUUCAGAUAUUCUUUUCCUCUCCCUUCUCCAGAGUUUCUACAUAGACACUGGUUGUAUAACAAUCCAAAUACAAGAUGGCUUAGUUUUCUCCUAGGCUUAGAUACAGGCUCUGGGAGUUUCAUGGUUCUCAAAGAUAGGCUUUCAUUUUUUUGCUUACUGAUCGUGGCAAGUUGCUUUAUGGUCCAAAGUGGGUCCUGGGGUCUGUCCAUCAUGUCCAGCUUCUAGGCACGGCCCAUUUUGGGCCAGUGUAUUUAUUCUUGAGUGGUUUUAGUUUUGUGACCCCAUAUUUGUUCUUUUCAGCCUUUCUCUCUUCUUAAAUUUCUCAUGUUUUAAUUACCUGAUAAACCACCAGAUCCUCCAGUUACUUGUUUAAGAUUUUCAAUAAAAUAUCCAUUUAGCCUGUCUUCUGGUUUUGUUCAGUGUCCCCCUCUAUUUUUGUGGAGUCAGUCUUGCUCUGUCUCCCUGGGUACAGUGCAGUGGUGCCAUUGUAGCUUAUUGCAGCCUCCAACUCCAGGCUCAAACAUCCUCCUGCCUCAACCUCUGUUUUACUCAGGCUGGUCUUCAACUCCUGAGCUCAGGCAUGAUCUCCCGCCUCAGCACUCUCAGAGUGAAGGGAUUACAGGUGUGUAAUCUUCUGUGCCCAACCUGCCUGCUUGGUUUUGGAUGAUACUGAUAUGUUUCCAGUAUUGGUCACUUCCCCUCACUUUAAGUGCUAUAUUGAUUGUCUAUAGGAUCCACCGUGCUACUAGGUACAACAAUAAGAACACUUAUCCAAGAUCUUAGUUAUCUAAUGAAGUAGGCAUACAUUAAAAUCUGGUACUAAUGAUCAGAGGUUGAAAUGAUCAGGAAAGAAUUAACUGUCAGAGGAGAUGUAAGAGGGGGGAUUUGAAUUGGACUUUGAGAAACAAAAAAUGAUUUGGAAGAGCAUAAUUAGAUAUAUAACUGGAGCUCACAUAAGGUUGAAUAAGGAGUCAAAAUUGUAAAGGUGAGUAGGACCUAUUCUAUGGAGUGCUUUCUGUGCCAGGGUAAAGAAUCAUAGUGUUACAUAUGAGGGGAAGCAAAUGGAAGUUUUCUGUCGUAUUUUAGGAAUAGACUUGAUAGCCAUGUAUGUGAUAGUAUGGAUCAGGUUGGUUGGGCCCCUUGAGAGCCUAGAUGAAAUGAGAAUCUGAAUUAGGCUGAUGGCAGAAUAGAAAGGAUGGUGACAGCUGAUUGACGUGCUUGAUCCACAGUGUAUUUAACAGCACCAAGUGCCCUUUUUCUGACUUGCUUUAGGCUGUGUUACACAAAUCGAUCACUAGGAGGCAUAGUUCAUCAACUAGUAAGGCAAAAAGGAAGGCAGCUAGACUAGGCUGCCGAGAAAGCUUGGGUAGUAUAGUAUUGUGUUGAAAAAAAUUAACAUUUAACUUUUCAACUCAAGGUAUUUUGAAAAUUGGAAUCUUUAUAAGGUUUUUCUUCUAAGUAUUUCAAAGAUGAAAAAAAUAGCACAAUCUAAAUUGCACUGUGUGGAAAUAUUUGGUUAUCCUUUAUACACUGAUGAGAGUGACAUGACAUUUUCAUAGAUUGGCUUUUAGCUAUUUCUUGAAAGAUACCACCUUUGCUCUGUCCAAAUCUUUCUCAUGAGUAUGUAUUGCAAAUUAGUUUAUAUAAUCAAGAUUUUGUAUUUUUGUGAUCAAGUUGUAAAUUCAACACUUUCUGAGUUUAAGCUAGUAAUGAUUAAUGGACUUUUUAAAGCAAGUGUUUGGCUAUUUAACUGCUAAGUAAGAGAAUCCAGUUCAUUUCCACUUCUGUUUCUCAUUCCUUUAAUUACUCUUCCUAGAAACAAUAGGAUGCUAAUUUAUAUAAAUACCUCUCACAAUAUUAAAUUGCAUGUUGCUCAGAAAAAGGUUUGUGAGAUUUAUUUCAGAUGGCAUCUAUGGACUAUAAUUACUGUUAGAAUUCACAGAAGCCCAGCAUGUAUAGUAGUUAUCCAUUUAAAAUGUACCAAAUAUGUAUUGGUAUCACAGCUUUUGCAAGUGUUUUUAUAGUCUUGUUACAAUUUAAAACGUUUUAAAAGUAGAAUGCAUUUUGACAAAUCUGUCAAAUAUUUGAAGAAAUUGAUUUUUUUUUUACGAUAGAUGUGGUUCCAUUUAAAAUUUCUACACAUCUUGAGCACCUACUCUGUGCUAGGAAUUGUAUGUGAUUAGAACACAUCAGAAACAAUGAUCCUUUGCCCUCUUGAAUAGCUUACACUCUAGUAAGAAGGGGAACAGAAAUAAGCAACAGGCAUAAUAAAUUAUCCAGUAGACUGUUAGAAGAUAAUAUAUGCUAUGGGAAAAAUCUGAGGAAUUAGGUGGUUGCAAUUUUAGAGUGAUCAGGAUAGGCCUGCUGAGAGGUGACAUUUGAGCAAAGAUAGUGGGAUGACCCUGGUGGCUGUGUUGAAAAUAGAUUAUAGGACAGUAAGGUAGACUCAGGGAGACAAAUUAGGAGGCCAUUGCAGUAAUCUAGGAAGAGAUCAUGGUUAUUUGGAUUAUAGUGGUAAUGAUGGAAGUAGACAGAAUCCAGAUGUAGUUUGAAGACAUCAAUGGGAUUUUCUGACUUAAUGUGUAGAUUGGGCAUUGAGAGAAAAAAAGAAUUACUGUAAGGCAGGCAUGCUUCUAUGUAUUUGCAGUUUUGGAGCAAAAGUACAAUGGAGGUACCAUAUGUUUAAAUAUUUAAAAGUUUUGUUAAAUGAAAAUGUGUCCAGUGCAUCUAUCUUGACAAAUAUACCUUCUGGAAAGCCAGGUUUGAAUUUAUGCCAGGACAUAACUUGAGAUCAGAGCUGAUCCUCGGCCUAUGUCCCACCUUUAUGUCUUUUCACCCCUGGCUCUGAACUGUAUGGCAAAGGGCCUUCUGCACAUAUACGUGGAUACCACAAGUGUAAGGGGCCACUCCUCCUUACACAUUAGUGCACACAGUGGUGAUAUAAUGUAUUCUCUGAAACAGUCUGGAAAUCAUUUAGGCAGGGUAUUACGAAUACUGAGUACCUGGAGUGUAGUGUAGAAUGAGUAUGCACUCCAAAUGAACACAGCAUUUUUACUCCUUAAAAGUAUACAAUCCCUCUAAAGCUCAGGGCUCUGGAUAAGGGCCUCUUUUGGCCUGGUGUAAGGGCAGUACUGAUCCAAAGUUUUUGGCCUAAGCAUCUGUACAGAUGGAUUGCCAUCAACUGAGACAGGGGCUGCAGGUAAGAACAGGGUGAAGAAAUCAAUUUGGCAGCUCAUUUAUAUAUUUGAGUUCUCUAUUGUAGAGCUGUGUAAAAGGAAAAUUUUCCUCUUACAGCACUGGCCUGGGACAUAUCAAAACUGAAUGCUAUUUUUCACCAUAGCCAUUCUAAUCCAAAGUUAUUAAAAAACUAUGAACUCUAAGUGAUCCUGGCACUCCAGGCCGUCAUUGAACCAGUUUUAUCCAGGAAUUUGUAAAAUUCACUAUAAACCUAUGGUCUUCUAUCCUAUUCAGGCUGCUUAUUAUUUUUUUUUUUUUAAAUUUGCAAAAUCUAUAUGAACCCUGCUUCCUAUGACCUAAAAAUCUCCUCAGACUUUUUCUCUCUAGUGAGCUAUUCAGUGAAUGGCCUUACUAGUAAGUAUUUCCUUGCCUGGCAUGUUUUUUAUUUUUAACUGUAGUAGUUUAUUCUUUGGCAAUAAGCAGUUGGAUAUAAGUUGGGGGUAUAAAUUUGGGAGUCUUUGGCAUAUAGAUGUUAUUAAAAGUGGUGAAACUGGAUGACAUGAACAAGGGAGUGAGUAUAGAUAAAGAAGAGAACCAAUGACUCAGAAUUGGGGCACUCCAACAUUAAAAGACUGGGGAGCAGAGGAGGAACCCAAAACAAAGUGAUGUACUUGAAGCCAAGUGAAGAACUUUAUCCAAAAGAAGGAAAAUGAACUACUGUCCUAUACUGCUGAUAGACAACUUAAUAUUGCCAGUUAUAAAAUGCAAUUUUAACUAGCCAUUUCAAAUUUGUUUGCCAGAGCAAUGAUUUUUGUCAGCUAGUUUUCUAAGCUUUAGUAACUUUUAAGUGAUAUUUGUAAGUUUUCAUUAUAUCGUCUAAGUUUUUUUGAACAGUUAAUUCCUGUAAUGCAUUUCUUGUGAAUUUUUAUUUCAUUGUCUUAAAGGGCAAAUAUGGCCAUUUUGGUGAGUAGGUGGUGACAAAUUAAGAGCAAAGUUGUCCUCAAUCUAUGAGAUUCUUAUAAUACUAAAAUUUCCAAUAAUGUACUGUGGUCAGUAAGGGCACAUUGUAGACUUCUGAGCUGCUCACAAAAUUAUUAAAUUGUCUUGAAAUACCCAACUGGAAAUUCUGAGUUUUAAAGUCCCUAGCUUUAAUUAAAUGGGUGCUUUAGAAAAUUCUGCUGGCUGUAUGUUCAGGUAUUUUCAAAUAAGUUAGAAUAGAACACUUUUGUUGCAUCCUGAUUAAAAGCAGAGGACUAGGAAACAACAGACAUUUUUUUUCUCCUACAAAAAUGACUUGUGCUUCUAGAUUAUAUCUCAUUUUUUACCUAUCAAGUUUGUGUUUUUCCAUAUGAAAUAUCUUUCCCAACUACACCUGCCCUCAAAAACUCUGAAUUUAAUAGACUUGAAGGAAUUAUACCUUCCAGAUGAGCUAAAGAAUGCCAUUCUGUUAAAAGGAUGAACAGCUGGUCAUGUAGAAAUUCUCUGGAAUGCUCACUUGUCCUACAAAGGCAGGGAAAGAAACAAACAGAUGUUUGGUGUAGUGUUUGUCAUUGGUAUACAGAGUUGUAAAUAUUUUUUUCAAGCAUAAUUUUACUAAAAAUCUAUAAAAUUUUAAUAAUUGCCUUUCUCUUGAAAUGACUGCUAAUACAUUAGCAAUGUGAAGGCUCUGAGAUUUGGUCAAGUGCAGUUUAGUAGGAGUCAAGAUUGCUGGAAUUGUCCAAUUUAAUCAAAUAGUGUUGCCUUAGAUUAAGAAUGUGGACCCUCCUGUGUUUAAAUUAUCUUUUGUUCUGAUUGCUUUGGGAUUAAGGUUGCAUUUCUUAACAUGACACAAAAAGGAUUUGACUCUUGCUCUGUUCUCCAAGCUCAUCUCUCACUUUCUCUUCCCUUCUUGAAUUCUUUGCACUAACCAUACAAUUCUCCUUCCUUACACUUUGGUCACAGCAGCAGCCUUUCCUCUUACCUUGGCUAACUCUGACUUGCCCACCCCUCAUUUAUUUCUUGAUUUGAUUCUUCUCUGUAUCCUCCUCAGGGUUGGGCUCCCCGUUUACUUAAUGGGUGAAUUUCCCUACCAGGAGGGUAGGUCUCAGUUUGUGCUCUUUAUUCUGCCUUCCAUAAAGCAGCUUGUAUAGAGAUUGUCUAAAUGUAGUAGUAGGAGGGAUCUGGGGGCGAGUAGAAAUUACCUUCCCCAGGUCACAGAUAAAUGAGAUUCCAAAACAGAAAUCCGGCUAGGUAUUUGCAAAGGAACCAGUGGAGGCUGACCAGCUGUUUGGAGCCUGUCUUGAAGUGUGGGAUCUCUUAGUACUGGAUAUUCCCCCAGUUUGUAGUUGAGUUACUGUUUUAGAAGAUGUUGCAGGCUGUACAGACGGGUCAAGAAGGAAGCCAGAGAGCUGUUGUGGGUGGAGAAAAUAGGCUAGUACCUGCAGUUGGGGUCAAGAAAGGAAGGUGAGAUGCCACCUGUAGUGGGUCCACCUUUCUUCACUCCUUCCAAACUGACAGUAGCGCUAUUGCUUUAACAAUCGCUUUCUUCACUCCAAGAAGAGCUAUUUAAGACACGGAUGUCCUCUCAACCUUUGUGCACUGAGAUGUUUACCUAGGCGUCCAGGAGAGGCACAGUUCCGCGGCUCGUGAGCCUCUUUCCCAGCCUCCCUGCUCGCCCAGGCCAGGACACUGGCUCUGCGGGGUCUCGGAGCCCAGCGCGAAUCUCUAGGGCUAGUUCCCGGGGGCAGAGAGACAGCUUUGCGUUCCAGGCACUGCCUGCCUGCCUGGUAGUUGUACCCGCCUUCGUAGCCCGUGCUCACUUUCCGAGACUGUUAGCUGAGAGCCGGGCAGACGGGGAGAGGCGGGACGGUGGGGAUGGCCUCUCAGCGCCCUCUGGGCGUCGGCAUUCGUCGCCGGGCAGCAGGGGCUUCCUUGGCGAUCGCCCUGGGUGGAGGAGAGGAGUUUCUGGGGCUCGCGUUCCAGCCGCCUUGCCGGGGAAGGAGCACGGAAGCAAGUGGGCGGCGAGAGGCGGAGCAAGGGACGCGGGGGGCGUGGACGCAGCCGGCUUUGGAAAGGCCCCAAGUUAAUGAGGCGUGCGCCGGCGGCCGAGAGCCUUUCGGAGCUGGGCUUUCCCCCGCGGUUCGGGCGCCAGGAGCCGCCUUUUCCGCUGGGUGUCACUCGGGGGUGGGGAAGAUGGCCCAUUCAAAAGCGCCGCGAGGGGGCCCGGCCAGUGCCCUUCAGUGAGCGCUCGCAAGAGGACGGCAGAGGCCCAGCGGCUCGCAGCUCCGGGACCUUGUGGCGGCGCAUCAGGACGCGGCUGCCCCUCUGCCGGGACCCAGAGCCGCCGCCGCCGCUCUGCCUCCUGCGGGUUAGCCUCCUCUGCGCGCUCCGGGCAGGCGGCCGUGGGAACCGCUGGGGCGAGGACGGCGCGCGGCUGUUGCUGCUGCCCCCGGCCCGAGCGGCUGGAAGCGUUGAGGCCGAGGCGAGCGGCGGUCCCCUCUAUGCUGGGAGGAUGUUGGAGAGCAGCGGCUGCAAAGCGCUGAAGGAGGGUGUGCUGGAAAAGCGCAGCGACGGGUUGCUGCAGCUCUGGAAGAAAAAGUGCUGCAUCCUCACCGAGGAGGGGCUGCUGCUCAUCCCGCCCAAGCAGCUGCAACACCAGCAGCAGCAGCAGCCUGGGCAGGGACCGGUCGAGCCGUCCCAACCCGUCGGCCCCACCGUCGCCGGCCUUGAGCCACCGGUCAAGCUCAAGGAAUUGCACUUUUCCAACAUGAAGACCGUGGACUGCGUGGAGCGCAAGGGCAAGUACAUGUACUUCACUGUGGUGAUGGCUGAGGGCAAAGAGAUCGACUUUCGGUGCCCACAGGACCAGGGCUGGAACGCCGAGAUCACGCUGCAGAUGGUGCAGUACAAGAAUCGUCAGGCCAUCCUGGCGGUCAAGUCCACGCGGCAGAAGCAGCAGCACCUGGUCCAGCAGCAGCCCCCGCAGCCGCAGCCGCAGCCGCAACCGCAGCCGCAGCUCCAGCCCCCGUCCCAGCCCCAGCCGCAACCUCAGCCCCAGCCUCAGCCCCAGCCCCAGCCCCAACCCAAGCCUCAGCCCCAGCAGCUCCACCCGUAUCCGCAUCCACAUCCGCACACUCACCCGCACCCCCACCCGCAUCCGCACGCUCUCCAACUACCGCACCCGCACCAACAACCGCACACUCAGCCGCACGGCCACCGGCUUCUCCGCAGCACCUCCAACUCCGCCUGAAGGGGGCAGCAUGCGGGCCGGACGAGGUUUUGAGGACUUGAGGAAGUGGGACGAGCAUAUUUCUAUUUGUCUUUACUUGGAUCAAAAGCAAAACAGUCUCCCCACCCCGCACCAGAUCGUGUAGUUUGGACAUCACCCUGCUGAAAACUUGUGAUUCUUCUUAGUUUUCUGCAUACUCUUCAUCACGAUGCAGGAAACGACUUCAAGUCAAGAAGACUUUAUUUAUGAACCUUUGAAAGGAUCUUCUAGUAUGGUGGACCUUCUAGGAGCGAUGAUGUACUGUAAUUUUAUUUUAAUGUAUUUUGAUUUAUGGUUAUUUAUUAGUUUUUUUUAAAUGCUUGUUCUAAGACAUUUCUGAAUGUAGGCCAUUUUCCAAAAAGGAAACUUUAUUUUCAAAAACCUAUUCCCUAGUAAGUCCUAAUCUUGGAAAAGAAAAAAGAGAAAGGGUGGUGGAGGGGAAAACAUUAAGAAUCCAUUCAUUUUUCCUAGGGCAUUUUCAGAAGGUCUGACACUUUUCAUUGUUAUACCAGAUGGUUGAAAUUAAACUCUGACAUUACAUUUUUUUUAAAGUUUUUUCCCCCUUAGACAUAUAGUUUGUAUAGAGUAGAAGUUUAAAAAAGCUAAAAGUUCAGAAUUGUGUAAUUACGAAAAUCUAAUGCUCAAGAUAUUGCUUUUUUAAAAGGAAAUCAGUAGUAAUGAUAUCUGAUUUCAAAAUAUUUGAAGCAUAACCCAACUGAUGAUAGAAUGAUCAUAUCUUGAAUAUGUGGUAGGUCUGGGUCUACGUAGGAAAAACCUUGCUUAUAUAUAUCAUCUGUGUGUGAAAAGUUUAAUAAGAAGAGACCUUUUGAUUGAUUUAUCAAUAUGAAUGCAUUAGAUGUUUUAUUUCAAAAAUGUCAUGGGGAAAAAAGAGAAUCAUUCGACUUGUUUGAUAAAGUAUUUGUGCCCCUGUCCAGACUAGAGUACCCUUCUAAAGUACCCUUCUAGAGCUUUGCCCACUUGACUUGAACCACAGUUUCUGAUCCUUUUAUUUUGUUCUAGAAGCACACUGAAGAAUCUCAUUGUUGAAAGUACAGUUUGUAAAUAUCUCAUAGUUAGGAGUCAUAACUUUUUGUUUUCAUACUGCAAUGAUGUUGAUCAGAGAAACAAACUGUUUUACUUUUUAUUGCUCUGUGAGAUAUGAGGGCUAUAUAUUUUGUUGUUAGGUUAGCUAAACUCAGAAGUCGAAAAGGAAAGGACUGGAUAAACACUGGAUUUUCAGUAAGAAAACAAACCCAGUCUUGUUUUGGCAGCCACUUGUUCAGGAGUCUGUGAGGGAAAAAAAGAGGAUGCUCUUUUAAAGGUAGAACAAACCCUCUUCUGUGUUAAAUCAAAAGGAUGGUCAAAAUCCACAGGGCAGAUGCUACUUAAGUUUAAAAAGAGCCAUAGAUGAUACCACAUCCUCUUGGGGCUGAAAAUCACUUCCUAUCUGUGUGGCUUUACUAACUGGUCUCUGUUUUCCAUUAUCUUUUUUCACAAAGUCUUGGUCAGUAUUUUUCCAGCAUUUAAAUCAGAAUGGUCAGUAUUAGACCACUGCUAAGUUAUAUAGUCAAGAAAUGAAAAUAGAAUUGCAUGCUAGAGCUGUCUUUACUCUCCCAUUUAGAGAGAAGUUUCAAGGUCAAAUUACUUUUUAGUGCAAUAUUUAAAUGAUGAGAUUUUGAGAUCAUAACUUUUUUUUAUCCAAAAAGCUGCAGGGAAAGUUAAAACUUGAGCAAAUGGCAAACAAAAACUUAAGUGGACUCCUACUUCCAGUGGCUGUUUAGGUUGCAGUUGUAAAAAUAUGCUGCCAAGGUUUAAAAACUCUUUACACACACACACACAUAUGACAGGUCAGAUCAGAGAGCCAGAUCUAAAGAUUUCUUAAAUCAAGUUUGGUUCAGCUUCCUUAGAACUACUGCUGUACAUUUUAGGGAAUGUCCCAUAGUAUUAUAGUUUUAAUAUAUGUAGAUCCUAAUAAUCCCAAUUAAACUACAACUUUUUCCAAAUGGAGGAUUUUUCUUUUAAAUUCUUAUGAUAUAUAUAAAAAAAUCCAUACUAAAUACUUCAAAAGUUAAGAUUUGUGUAGGUUGUCAAAAGGCAUUUGUAUGGUGUUAGCUUACAUAGAGGGCUAGUAAUUUCAUUGCUACCAAGGCCCAGGCUCCCUCUUGGUUGCUGGAUUUUUUUUCCCCCUUCAGUAGCUGUGGUUCUUAAUGGGGCCACUAUAAUCAUAUUUUCUUGUCUUUCUGUAGCCCUUGUUCCUUGGUCUGCUGUGAUAGUUACGUUGAUUUGACCCUCUUUAUGGUUUUCUAGUCUGAACCCUUCUUAGCAUUUAACUGUGAAAUCUCAGAAAUUGGAAAGGAGAGAAGUAGGGUUUUUAAAAUUGUUUUGACACUUUGAAAUUAUUAUGGUUUAAUAUUUCCAGAGCAAAAAACAAGCAUGCUCAACAAGACUAAACAAGACAAAAUACAAAUGCACAUCAUUUAGUGUCUCAGUGGCUCUAAUCUACCUGUAAAAAAGUGAUACACACCACCUAAAGUAUUUUGAGGCCUGACAAAUCAGCUUCAGGGAAAAAGGUAAAAAUACUAAUUUUAACCCAAGAAAAAGAAGAAGGAAAGGGCAAAGCCAAUAGAAAACUCACCCCUUGAUUAAAUAUAAAAUGUAAAAAGUUGAAAAAUUAAGAGGAAUGUUCCACCUGAAAAUUGAACUUUUGUCCUUGAACAUGUGUUGGUACCAAGCCUUAUACACAGCCAGCUCAGUGACUAUUUGUUGGGACAAGUGAAUGAAAGAAGGACAAAGCGUGUAACUCCCCAGCAUCUAGAAAGUGGUUGCUGUUGCCUCACCAAGUGUUUUCUUCACUUGUUCUCAUGUCAUUCCUGAGAACAACUAAUUAUGGGAUAGGCCAAGUAAGCAUCAUGACAAAGGUCUUUAAACUUUCUUAGUGGAAAUUCAUUUAAAUCUGUGUAUACUCUACAGGGGGUGCUGAGAUUAGAGAGUAAAUGUCUAUAAGGAGCCUUUUGUAAAUGAACAUUUUCCUCAUUGAGCAGGCUAGCUUCUCUAAUCCUGUAGAAAUUAAGCUAACUUUAUAAUUUCACUUCAUGUAUUUUUUUCCAAUGGUUGUUUAAAAAAACCAAAACCCUACACAUUGCCGAAAGGUGUUUCCCGAACAUGUAAAAACUGUCAGGUCUGGCUUAAGUUGAAAGGCCUGUUUUAACUCUUUUUUUUUUUUCUUUUUGAUUCACUCUCUAUUUCUCUUAAAGAGCCCUAUUUUAAAUCUGACACUAAAUAAGUUUGCUGCAAGUGUAUGAGUUCGAGCACAUCAUCUGUUUUCUGUCUCUAGGAAAAGUCGUGUGGUUUAGCUUGGCUCUGAGUGCUAACGAUAUUAUAUUCAGUAGUAGGCUUAGAAGAGGGGUCUAAGACUUGACCCAGAGCAAUGCUUUAGAAGAGAGCUUUGUGGGAUGAGGAUAGGCCUGUGAACAUUCAUUUUUUUCUUUUUUUGUGUCAAACUAAUUGGUUUUUGCUUUAAUAAAAUAUCCUCAGCAGAAUAUAUUUUAAAUUUGGAAAUUAUAGUUUGUGGUAUUGAAUCCAUCAGUGAUUCAAGAGGAAUAUACCUAUUUAUCUAAAGCAACCUAAGGUGUAUUAAUUGUGGAAGUGUGUUAGAUAGGCUUUUAAGAACUAUUAUUUCCUAAAUUCUUGACACAGUUUUGAAGGGUAGCUUUUUGACCUUCGACGUUGAAGAGCCAAUCUAGAUUUACAUAAGAUUGGGUGACGGAGUGAUCUGUGACUGUUGGCAGGGCAUUUGCCAAGUGGAAUACAGGAUCCAACAGAGUUUUCUUAGAAAGGGCAUUAUUGUCCAAAGAAGGAAGCAGAAGGACUCUGUCCUUAGAAGCAUCUGCAUAAAAGCUGGUGAGACUUACUCCCCACUGCUGUGCCCCUGACCUGCUGGUGAUAGAGUGGGGAGUGAGGAAGCAGAUUUAACAAUAGGUAGUCCUUCCAGACCAUUGUAUUUUGAGAAGAAACAUAAAACUAUUGUCUGUUACAUUCCAAGAUCUGCCUUCUGCUUAAAGCAUAUGCAAACACCAUCUUCUGUAAAGCAAGCAUCACCAUGUACCAACUGCUUUACAAAUCAUCACCUUGGUGAACUUAGUAGUGUGGUCAAAAUUUGUGUAAAUAUGUCUCUUAAAUGAUUUUGGAGAAAUGUGAUUUAUUUUUCAUAUUUUCAAAAUGCAUUCCAUUUCAAAUAAAGUAUCUAUCGAGACAACCAACCUAUGGAACUUUUGAAGGCCUUGUUCAAUGGACAUGCAUACUGUGUGUUCCUGUGGAACAAAGAUUCUAAAGGGUUUGGCCAUUCUGGAAAGAAAAAGACCAUUUUUGUGGUUGGAGAUUCAUUUUUAAAAAAUUACCUGGGAAUUUUGAAUAUAGAAAUUCACUCAGAUCUAUUGGUGAAAGAAUUAGCUUCCAGAAUGCUAAUGUAUUUGAGUUGAAUUUUCCAUAGUUCCCCAGAUGACCAGAAAUGGUCCCCAGAGAAUUAGCUCAAAGGCAAUUCCCUCUUGAGUCCUAGAGAGAGGUUAGUUCUCUUAGGCCUCUUGGGAGGAAACAACUUUGACCCUGUGAGACUCAUCCUUCAAACAGGUAUUUAUAAAGCUUCCUGUUUUGUGUUAAAAGCAGAAGAGGGACUUGAUUCUUUAAAGAAAAAUAGCAUAAUUUUAUUUUUACAAUCUCCGUUGGCAUUAAAAGCCUUUAAAUAUCAAAAGAGUUCAAAACAAGAAAUUUGAAGACAAUUCUUUUUAUCCCUUAGCAUAGUCUUGCAUUGACAGCUUUAUUAGUCUACUUUUUUUUUUUUUUUAAGAAAUGAAAUCUGAGAAGACAGAUUACUGCCACUGUGAGAAGACUUCAGGGAUACUAUGUGAAAUAAAUGUGUAUAGUAGGUGGUAACAGUGUUAGUCAGAGCCAGAACUUGAGUCAUUGUACAUGGGUUCAAGUUCCUAGUUAUACCACUUAUUAGCUGUACAGAUCUUGAAUUACUUAAACUCUUGGAAACCAAUUUCCUCUCUGUAAAAUGGAGUUAAUAAAGGUACUUAGAGUUAUUGAGGAGAUUUAAUAAAUUAGUAUACAUAAAAGUGCUUAGAACAGAACAAUGCCUGUUAUUGCUAUGAAAGGAAGCUCCCUACAUUUUAGGACAGAUAGAUAGGCUUGGGAAUCAUUAUAGUCAUAUGAAUAUAUAACAUAUAUUUCAAAGCUAUAAAUUGCGUUUUCAGAGGUCUCAGUGUUCCUUUUUAAAUGCUAAGAACAAUAUGUUGACCACUUCCUUGUAUUCAACUUUGAAAAAAUAGAAAAAUACAUUAUAGUACUACCA
This is a messenger RNA of Microcebus murinus (gray mouse lemur), 13332 nucleotides long. RefSeq names its product pleckstrin homology like domain family A member 1 (gene PHLDA1). Gene Ontology annotation, biological process: positive regulation of apoptotic process. Gene Ontology annotation, molecular function: phosphatidylinositol phosphate binding. Gene Ontology annotation, cellular component: nucleus. The record is from RefSeq and is a predicted model, not a curated record. NCBI's taxonomy places the organism in Eukaryota, Metazoa, Chordata, Mammalia, Primates, Cheirogaleidae.